GAGAAGCCUCCUAAUCCCUCGACGUUCAAUCCUCCUUGCCGGAUAAUAUGCCACGUGUGCCAGAAGCAAUUUUCACAAUAUACUUGUCCUAGAUGCAACUCCCGUUAUUGCUCUCUUCAGUGCUACAAGUCCCAUAGUCUUCGAUGCACUGAGUCAUUCAUGAGAGAAAAUGUAGUUGACGAGCUGCAGCAAGCUCAGCCUGAUGAUAAAACAAAGCAAAAAAUGUUAGACAUACUAAAACGAUUUCAUUCAGAAGAGAAAAUGGAUAGUAUGGAUGAGGAUGAUUCAACUCUCUCAGAGGAGAUCAUUCAAAAGGUUUUAUCCGGAGGUGAAGUUAGUUUUGAUGAUUUAUCUGCAGAAGAGAGGAAAAGUUUCCAAAGAGCCUUGGCAUCUGGAGAACUGAGUAGAAUGAUUGAACCAUGGGAACCUUGGUGGUUGAAGCCCUCUGCUGGAGUAAUUGUCCUCAGCAAGGAAGGAACACAACUUGUUCAAUCUCUUGCUGAGCAGGAAACGCCAGUACCACCAAAAGAUGAUCAAGAAAGUAACCUGUCAAGUGGAAUUCCUCCCGGACCUAAAACCCCACUGCCCCCAGUUAGCAAGCUUUGUACUGCAAAGCCGUCUCCUUUCUUAGCAUUUCAUUUGUUGGAUAUUAUAUAUAGCUACUGUUUCACACUUCGCCUCUACAAUGGUGAUUGGCAGUCAGAUCCUACAGGAUCAGCAAUGGUGGUGCUCAGUGUUUCCUCUGUUUUGGUUCAAGGCGCGCAGCCGGAAUCAGUGUUGGAAGCUCUGUCUUACUGCUUGGAGCAAACUUGCUCUCCAGCUUACAGGCAUAUCGGUGGUGUACAACUUGGGUUGCUUCUGUUUGAUGAUGUCGUGAACCUCGUUUAUCUAGGAGGCUCUGCUUUAAUCUGCUUGCUAUGUGAUCUGGAGAGGCUGGUUCAGGCAGCGGCAGGGGAAUUGAAGUCAGAGAAGCCAAGAAGGUCAAGAGGGACAGAAAUGAAAAGUAAGCUCAAGCUUGCAGAGAGGAAAAUUUAUUUUACAAUGUGUUGGGUGCAUGAGCAGCCAGCAGGAACAUGGUCUACAUUAGCAGCUGUUGUUGAAGCAGAGAAAAGUUUGGUGAUGAAUUAUGGAGUUGGCAAAGGUUUUAAGGAAAUAGGCGAUGGAGCCAAAAACAAGGGCAAGGUUUUGAUUGAGGAGAUGGAAUGAGUACUGAUCUGCCUUUGGUUGUCUGACUGAGAAUGUUCUUGGUAAUGAAUUUGUUGUUUUUGCUUAUCAGAAAAAAAAAAGAAGAGAAAAGAAGGAUCUAGACCUGUAUCUUUUGCGGCAUAUAUUUCAAGUGAAAUUUUGUAGAUAUAAAGAAACUUUAUUUAUCAGCUGAAAGAAAUGAAGAGAUUAUUUUUAUGUGGCAA
Molecule: messenger RNA, 1409 nt
Organism: Carica papaya (papaya)
Lineage: Eukaryota; Viridiplantae; Streptophyta; Magnoliopsida; Brassicales; Caricaceae
Product: HIT-type Zinc finger family protein
Source: RefSeq, a predicted model, not a curated record